Molecule: messenger RNA, 3301 nt
Organism: Varanus komodoensis (Komodo dragon)
Lineage: Eukaryota; Metazoa; Chordata; Lepidosauria; Squamata; Varanidae
Gene: NOLC1
Product: nucleolar and coiled-body phosphoprotein 1
Exons: 14
Coding region: 1-2115 (704 amino acids)
Cellular component (GO): nucleolus; nucleoplasm
Source: RefSeq, a predicted model, not a curated record
AUGCACAGCCCAGCAGCCCCCGUGGAUCAGCAGCGCUCGCAGGGGCCGCAGCUCCGGCCUGUCCGAUUCUCCAGCACUGGCCCCCUGGGCGAGCCUUCAGGCCGCCGCCUCCCCGCCCCCGCUGCUCUAGCACACACGAUGUACGUGACGGAGCAGGACCCGAACGCCGCGUCGCUCCUCGAGGUCUUCGACUUCUGGCUGCGGUCACCUGAAGCCAAAAAGCGGCCAGCUUUCCGCAAUGGUCCUCCUGCAAAAAAGGCAAAGAGAGAAUCUUCAUCCAGUUCUGAGACCUCCAGUGAAGACGAGAAGCCUCCAGCCAAAAAACAAGCUGGUAAACUGGUCACUGAGCCCAAAGUGCCAAGAAAGGCGGAGAGCAGCUCCGAAGACUCGAGCAGCUCCGGGGACUCCAAGGAGGAAAGGCGGAGGGCAGCAAAGAAGGGAACAGUUCCCCAGGUGAAGAAGGCGGCCGUAGUGAACACAAAGCCCCAGAAGACACCCAGGAGUUCCAGUUCGGAGUCAAGUAGUUCUGACUCUGAAGACGAAGCUCCAAAGAAGCAGCCACCCAAGUCAGGGGCAGCUGUGAAGGCCGCCAGGCCAGCUGCUAAAUCAGAAGUGGCAGCGAACAUUGCCAGAGUGACGUCCAAAGCUACCAAUGGCAAAGCUGAGAGCAGCAGCAGCAGCGACAGCAGCAGCAGCAGCGGCGAGGACUGUGGUGCAGGGAAGGCCGCCCCAGUGAAGAAUAAGCUAAAAAAAGCACCGCAGUCAAAAUUGGAAGGUGCUCGAUUGCCCCAGGCUAAAGGCAAGGCUGCGAAGAAGAGCAGCAGCAGCGACAGCAGCAGCGACAGCGACGAUUCUUCCGACAGUUCAGAUGCAGAGAAGCAGACUCCAAAGCCGAAGGCCGGCCGGUACAGCGCCGUGCCACCCCCUUCGUCCACGGAAUCGAGGAAAGGCAAAGCACAGCCUCCCACCACAAAGGCUUGCAAGAAGGCAGAGGGCAGUAGCAAAAAGGAGGUGGGGCCCAAGAAGAAAGCAGAAGCCAAAGAACCUGCCCGUAAACAGCCACCUGCCCCCAAAGCGGUUUCUCAAAAAGAAGAGACGAGUUCCGACAGUGACUCAGAUUCCAGCUCUGAGGAAGACGCGGAGCCAGCCAAGCCCUCGGCGAAACCUGCGGCGGCGAAGGGAGCCGCCAAGCCAGCUCAGGCGAAGCAGAGGGCCAGCUCCUCUGACAGCUCAGAUUCUGACAGUUCUGAGGAUGAAGCCCCUGUGAAGUCCGCAGCCGCCAAAACAGAGAAAAAGCUUCCUCGGGUGGCGGUGAAGAAACCCGCUGCCAACGCUGAGGAGAAAAGCGCGCCUAAAAAGUCCCCUGCUGUCGCGAAGGGGGCCAAACCGAGCGCCAAAGCCGUCCCCCCAGUCUCCAGAGCGAGCAGCUCAGACGCGAGCAGCUCAAGCAGCGAGGAGGAGCCCAGUGCGCCCGGGCGGAAGCCGGCCGGCCCCUCGGCACAAGGCGUCAGUGCGGUGGCCCGGAAGCCGCCGCCGCCCUCCUCCAGCAGCAGUUCCUCCGAUAGCUCCAGUGAGGAAGAGGACGGACAGCAAGGAGGGGGGGCGAAGGCGAAAGCGAAAAGAGGCUGCACCGCCUCUGGGAAGAAGCGGCCGAAGUCUUCGUCCACCCCCGUGAGCAAAACGCCGGCCUCGAGGAAGCCGGCUGUGGCAGAGGCCGGCAACUCCACGAGCAGCAGCUCUGAUGAGGGGGCCGUGAACGGAGACAUGGCAGGUGCAAUCAAGAAGAAACGGGAGGGUGAGCAAGAGAUGGAGACCCCCGAAGUGAAGAAGGUGAAGCCCAGAACACCGCACACGUUCCCCAAGACAAAACGGCAGCAGUCCAGCCCCUUCCGCAGAGUGAGAGCAGAGGAAGUAGAGGUGGACACGCGGCUAGCGAACAACUCCUUCGAGGCCAAGAAAGGAGCUGCUGGCGACUGGGCUGCAAAGGCGAACGACGUCUUGAAGUUCACCAAGGGCAAGUCCUUCCGCCACGAGAAGACCAAGAAGAAGAGGGGAAGCUACUGCGGCGGCACCAUCUCCACACAGAUAAACUCCAUCCGGUUUGACAGCGACUAGGGCCUCAGCCGCCUGCAGGGCCCUUGAGCCCGUGAAAGGACAACGCGGCGGAGGAUAUUCCCUGCGGGACGUUGCCUCACACGACCCUCGCUCCGCUCAUGCGCAGGGCGCUCGCCCCUCAGCUGCAGGGCGUAUGGGGAGAUGCGUGGCUGUGCCUGUCUGGAUCCCAGACGGCGCUGGCUGUGUGUCGUUUACUUUAGGUGCCCAGAGUUCAGUUCCUGCAAGCCGCUGAGUUGCCUGCUCCGUCGCAUUCACGUUCUGCGGGGAGCGGGCCUUACGUGCAGUUUGAAGGACGCCCCCUUGCUCGGUUUAAAAUUGCCUGCCGGGUGCCUUUCAAGCAGAGUGGCUUGCCAGCUUUCCCAGGUUUGGUCUGCCCCCUUCAGUCUUCUCUGGGACGCCCUGAAAGCCCCCGUCCUCCAGCAGCCGGGCCCCGUGGCCGGGCCCAGGAAGGUCUCUUCCUUGACUGGCCAUGGCUGCCGAGAAACAACCACUCGCAGCCUCAGAUUUAGUUACCGCGCCAGUUCUUUCCAGCAGCCAGGCAGGGAAAGGGCUGACAGGGAAGUCACUCUGCCCUGCUGCACUGGUCAUCGCGUGAUGGCCGCCCAGCCAGGGAAGGGGCCUCGUGCAGCGCUUCUGCCCACCGAGCACGGCAUGCACAGCGGCCUCUGCGUCCGGCGGGAGCUCUGUUCCCUGGCCCCUCCACUGCCAUGGAAAGCGGCAGUGCCGCUCCCUGGCCCCGUGGGUGGGCUGCGCAACGGGCUCGCUGGGAUGUGUUGCGGGCGACCACACGGGCCGCGGCAGAGUGAGGGCAGGUGGGUCACAAGCGGGGGGGCGGGGGGGCCGGGACGUUUCUGCAAGGGGAGUGCGCUGCUGCCUUGCUCCCUGCCCGAAGAGUGACGCGGCAGUCCAGCUUGCCGUCGGGCCAUUUUGGCUCCCCCUGCCUUGAGUGUCGCUGUGACUCAAAAUCCACCCACAGCAGACGUUGCGUCAGCAUUUUAUUUCAGGGUUAAAAUGAGGUGACAAAAUACCCGGAUGCCCAGAUAGGUUGUUCCUUUCACAUCCCGGCUUGUUCGCUGCAGGAGAACAGGCACAAGGGCCUGUCAAGAUGUGACUUUUACACUGUGUGGGAAAGUGGUGAUUUUGUCCAAAGAGAAGCGUCUCUAGUACAAUAAAAAUGUUUCGUACA